This is a messenger RNA of Elgaria multicarinata webbii, 1830 nucleotides long. RefSeq names its product vomeronasal type-2 receptor 26-like. Gene Ontology annotation, molecular function: G protein-coupled receptor activity. The record is from RefSeq and is a predicted model, not a curated record. The transcript is spliced from 6 exons. Bases 1 to 1830 code for a protein of 609 amino acids. Gene Ontology annotation, biological process: G protein-coupled receptor signaling pathway. Gene Ontology annotation, cellular component: plasma membrane. Lineage: Eukaryota; Metazoa; Chordata; Lepidosauria; Squamata; Anguidae.
AUGACAAAGUUCUACCAACACAUCUUAUCCUUGGCAUUUGCUGUAAAUGAGGUCAACAAGAACCCAAACAUCUUACUGAAUGUCACACUUGGAUUCCACAUCUAUGACUGCUACAAUAAUGCACAGAUGACCUAUCGCACCACCAUGGAUCUUCUCUUCAACAGCCAUAGAUUUGUCCCCAACUAUGAAUGUGAUACCCACAAAAAACUAAUAGCUGUCAUCGGGGCACUUGCAUUUGAUACCUCACUCAACAUGGCAUACAUCUUAAAUCCUUACAAGAUUCCACAGAAAUUCGCUCCCCUGCCAGCCAACGCUUUGGGUGGGAAAGUGGCCAUUGCAGCUCCAGAUCCCCUGGUGCCAUACAAGGUCACUGGAAGAUGUACUGGGGAGGAGAAACUGGAGACCCUUCGUGGACCUUUUUUUGAGAUGCGAAUGACUGGCCACAGCUACGGUAUUUAUAAUGCUGUCUAUGCUGUGGCACAUGCUUUACAUGCCCUGUACUCUUCUAGAUUCAACCACAGAGGAACUCUCCAUGGCAAGCAAGAUGAACUCCACGAUCUGAAGCCAUGGCAGCUUCGCCCAUUUCUUCACGGCAUUUCCUUUAACAAUUCUGCUGGAGAAAGAGUCUCUUUGAACGAUAAUGGGGAAAUGGAAGGCGGAUUUGAUAUAAUGAACUUUGUCACAUUUCCAAACAAGUCCUUCCUUAAAGUAAAAGUUGGAUGGGUAGAUCCCAAUGCUCUUAAAGGAAAAGAAUUCAUCAUUAAUGAGGACACAAUCAUUUGGCACAGGAGUUUUAAUCAGGUCCUGCCCAUUUCUGUCUGUAGUGACUCCUGCCAACCCGGUUAUCAGAAGAUAAUGAAAGAAGGGGAGAAGUUUUGUUGCUAUGAUUGUAAUCCAUGUCCAGAAGGGAAGAUUUCAAACCAAACUGACACUGAUGACUGUUCUCAAUGCUCAGAAGAUCAGUAUCCAAAUAAGGACCGAGAUCGAUGCAUCCCGAAAGUCAUAAGCUUUCUGUCCUAUGAAGACCCCUUUGGGAAAAGUUUAGCUUCUGUUGCUGUUUCUUUUUCCUUGAUCACAGUCUUGGUGCUGCAAACCUUUAUUAAGCACAGAGAUACCCCAAUAGUCAAAGCCAACAAUCGAGGCCUCACCUACACUCUCCUCAUCUCUCUCCUGCUCUGCUUCCUCUCUUCCUUCCUAUUCAUUGGCCAACCUGGGAAAAUGACCUGCCUUCUCCAACAGACAGUGUUUGGUUUGAUCUUCUCGGUGGCUGUUUCUAGUGUCUUGGCCAAAACCAUUACUGUCGUUGUAGCUUUCAUGGCCACCAAGCCAGGUUCUAACAUGAGAAAGUGGGUGGGAAAAAGACUGGCCACCUCCAUUGUCCUUUCCUGCUCCCUCAUUCAAGCUGGCAUUUGUGCUUUGUGGCUCACAAUGUCUCCCCCAUUCCCAGACUUAGAUAUGCACUCAGUCCCUGAAGAAAUCACAGUACGAUGUAAUGCAGGCUCUGCCAUCAUGUUUUAUUUUCUUUUGGGCUACAUGGCACUUCUGUCCAUCAUCAGCUUCUCGGUGGCUUUCCUUGCCAGGAAAUUGCCAGACAGUUUUAAUGAAGCCAAGUUCAUCACUUUCAGCAUGCUGACGUUUUGCAGUGUUUGGUUGUCUUUUGUUCCAGCCUACCUAAGCACCAAAGGGAAAUACAUGGUAGCUGUAGAGAUCUUCUCCAUCUUAGCUUCCAGUGCUGGUUUAUUAGGCUGUAUCUUUUCCCCCAAAUGUUACAUUAUUCUCUUUAAGCCUGAGUUGAACAGCAGGGAGCAGCUCAUAAGAAAAAAGAAUUAA